Ylistrum balloti is the source of this 1680-nucleotide messenger RNA. Its product is annotated as hemicentin-1-like. Bases 1 to 1680 code for a protein of 559 amino acids. Gene Ontology annotation, cellular component: extracellular region. The transcript has 10 exons. The record is from RefSeq and is a predicted model, not a curated record. NCBI's taxonomy places the organism in Eukaryota, Metazoa, Mollusca, Bivalvia, Pectinida, Pectinidae. Gene Ontology annotation, molecular function: chitin binding.
AUGUCGGAGCUGAGGAUGUUUCGACUGGCAAGGCUUUGUGUUGCGCUCUGUCUAUUGCAAUUAACGAAAGCCGCGUCAUACAGUUGUCCAUGCGGUAUCACAUACAGACAGACCUCAUACAGCUGCGGGUUUUGGGGCUUGAGUCGUUGCACACGGACAGUUUCAGAGACCAAGAUAUGCCAGUGUGUGGACGGUGGCUGGAGUGAUUAUACGGCAUGGGUUGGCACGAGUCAAUGUAAUGUUCCCUGCGGUGGAGGGUUCAACACUGUCUCUAGGUCACGGACCUGCACCAACCCGUCCCCAGCAAAUGGUGGAAAGGAUUGUUCUGGUAGUGCAACGGAGUCAAAGACGGUUUCUUGUAACACGCAACCAUGUCCAGUUGACGGAGGAUGGACUGAAUUUGGCGAGUGGGAGGCAGCUGCUUGCUCAGCUGCUUGUGGUGGUGGGGAGCGAUCAUUAUCCAGAUCACGAACAUGCACGAACCCUUCGCCACAAUAUGGUGGGAAAGCCUGCGAAGGGGACGAUACGGAGUCCAAGAAGGAGUCAUGCAACAGUUACCCUUGUCCAAUUGACGGAGGGUGGACUGAAUUUGGUGAUUGGAAGGAAACAGCGUGCUCCGUUCCCUGUGGUGGCGGGGAGCGAUCAUUAUCCAGAUCGCGAACAUGCACGAACCCGUCUCCACAACAUGGUGGGAAAGCCUGCGAGGGCGACGAUACAGAGUCCAAGAAGGAGACAUGCAACAGUUACCCUUGUCCAAUUGACGGAGGAUGGACCGAAUUUGGAGACUGGGAGGAAACGGUAUGUUCUGUUUCCUGUGGAGGUGGGGAGCGAUCAUUAUCUAGAUCGCGAACAUGCACGAACCCUUCGCCACAAUAUGGUGGGGAAGCCUGUGAAGGGGUUGACAUGGAAUCUAAGACGGAAACCUGCAAUAGUGAUCCUUGUCCAAUCGAUGGUGCUUGGUGCGAGUUUAACGAACUCGCAUGGACGUCAUGUUCAGAACAAUGUAAUCAGACAGGGACACAAACCAGAGUCUGUGGAUGUCCUGCAGCCCAAUACGGCGGUGCUCCUUGCGUUGGAAGCAACACGAAUACUGAUAAAAAAGAUUGCUACGAAGGAACAUGUCUAGAUAAAGUCUGUACCGAUACUGAUCAGCCCAGAUCUUCCUUGCCGAGAAACUGUGGCGAGUACGUGAGAUGUGACACAAACCCAAAGCCUGUAGUGAUGCCAUGUCCGGUAGGCCUUCACUUUGAUGACGAAAAAGGUGUCUGUGUCCAGGGGAAUUGUGGAGUGACUGGAGAAGAUGAGGUUGUAUCCCUCUGUACACUUGACAACAAUGGAGCGUUUUUGCCGGAUGAUAAAGAUUGCACCGCUUAUUAUCAGUGUUCUAACAAAGUCCCGAUAAAAAGGUCGUGUCCUACUGGCACCAUAUGGGACCAGUCCAAAACCGCAUGUCUGCACGGAGAUUGUAGCGUCGUCGAGGUUGACGAAGACGAAGAAGUGGCACCAUGUGUUGACAAAAGCACCGGGACACUGCUUCCGGAUCCAAAUGACUGCCACAAAUAUAUUAUGUGUGUCAACGAAGUUGAAACACCCAUGAGCUGUGGUGGUUUAGUCUUUGAUAAAAUACUUCUGAUUUGUAACUGGGAAAGUGAGUCGAACCCCUGUGACACCAAGCCGUAG